Messenger RNA from Seriola dumerili (greater amberjack), 1732 nucleotides. It is a transcript of the gene fgl1, whose product is annotated as fibrinogen-like protein 1. Bases 146 to 1096 code for a protein of 316 amino acids. Lineage: Eukaryota; Metazoa; Chordata; Actinopteri; Carangiformes; Carangidae. The transcript is spliced from 7 exons. Gene Ontology annotation, biological process: regulation of immune response; negative regulation of T cell activation. The record is from RefSeq and is a predicted model, not a curated record.
CACAGCUUUGUUUUGCCCCAGGUGUGGGGAGAAUUGAACUCGCUGUUGGGAAAUCAAACAGAUAAAACUAAACUGUGAGAGGUAGAAGUCGUCUCGUUUCUUGACUUCUGGUCUUUUAGUUUUGUGUUAUCUAAAGAAGAAGAGGAUGACAGGCUCACUGCAGCUGCUCACAGGACUGAUAGUCUUCACAGCUUGGUCUCAGUUUCUCUGUGCGUCAGACAUUUGCCAGGAGGAGGUGGCUCGUCUGCAGGAACAGGAGAAGCUUCUGAAGGGCCAGCUUCAGAAACAAGAACUCCUCCUACACAGAUUACAGUUGCGGAACCAACCUGGCAACAACAAACCAGCACAAGCCGACCAGCCCCAGGACACAGAGUACACAGACUGCUCCCAGCUCUUCACUUCUGGCUUCAAAUCCAGUGGUUUCUACAGAAUCAAGACCUUCAGAGCGUACUGUGAUAUGAGUGAAGGAGGUGGUUGGACUGUCAUACAGAGACGGAUCAAUGGAGCAGAGACAUUCAACAGGUCAUGGGUGGAGUAUAAGGAUGGUUUUGGAGACAUGAAUGCAGACUUAGGAGAGUUUUGGAUUGGAAAUGACAACAUGCAUCAUAUCACUGCACAAGGGAAUUACUCUCUGAGGAUUAACCUGGAGGACUUUGAUGGUAACCAGCGCUACGUUGAGUACAAGAACUUCAAAGUGGCUGAUGAAAAGGAUCACUACCGACUAACCUUUGGAGCUUAUGUAGGCACAGCUGGUGAUGCUCUGUCUGGAGGUUAUCAGGUUGGUGUGUCAGAGUGGGCCAGUCACCAGGGCAUGAAAUUCAGCACCUACGACCAGGAUAAUGAUAACUACCAAGGAAACUGCGCCCAGGAAGACAAAGGAGGCUGGUGGUUCAACAAGUGUCACUCAGCCCAUCUUAAUGGCAAGUACUACUCCAGUGGUCACUACAGUGCGACAACAGAUGAUGGUGUAGUUUGGUACACUUGGAGAGGAUGGUGGUAUUCCCUGAAGACCAGCAUCAUGAAGUUGCGACCCAUCGACUUCAAUAUUGACCCCAUUGACGACCCAAAUGCUGUCAACCGCAAUCCACCUUCCUAGAUCAGACAUGAGCAGAUAUUAAAUCUUUGUGUUUGUGCAGAAACAGCUUGGCAAGGAGUAAAAUCACAUUUUACAUUUAAAAAUAUACUAAACAUACUAUCAAUCUAAUUUUAAGAUCCUCUUAAAGCACAUGUGGACUUGUUGAUAGAUUGUAUUUGGAUGGAGAAGAGUAGCAGUAACAAAGCAGAGCAAAUAUAGCCAAGAUGAAUCAACACCCAAAACUCUGAAGUGGUAAAUGUAACUGGACACUGUACAACAUAGUGAAACUUUAGGUAGCUUACAUAACAACAUAUGUGUAAGAGGUAGUCUGUAACAUCAGGACUUGUGAAACUUUUUGCCUGUUUUAGAGACAUGAAUGUUGCAAUGGGAAGUAGCACAUGCACACAGCUUUCUGUUCUGGUGGAAAAAGGGGAAAUCUGAUGUUGGUGUGUGUUUGGCAGAAACAGACAGAAAGAGACUGAAGAUGUUGAAAGGAGACAUUUUCGUUUCAUUGAAAAUGGCUGUAGCGAGAGCUGAAAGGGCUUUAAAAAAAAUAAAAAAAAUAAUAACAUGAUAAAAUCAACAUGUCAUCAUAUUCUUCAGGCUACAAUAGCAUAGAGUAAGCUGAGCUCAGAAAUGCUCAUUUUCCCAUAUGUU